AUGUGCCUAUCCAACACCUGGACAUUGCUUCAAUCUUGCGAGGAGCUGGAGGCUUCGACCUCGGAGCUGUCGAGCCGCGAGGAGGCGUCGCAGACGCGGAGCCUGGAGGUCGGCAAGCAGCUUCAGGAGAGCCAGGAGGAGAUCGAGAGGCUCCAGGCGGAGGGGCAGGAACUACGGGAGAUGCUUGAGAAGAUCACGGCGUCGGAGCGCCGCCUGUCGGACACCGUGGCCCAGCUUAGCUGUCAGAUUGAGACUCCGGAAAAGAAGAGGUCGUCCGAGGAGGAGCAUGCGCAGCUGCAGAAGCAGUACGCGGAGCUGCAGGCCGAGUACGAGAAGUGCCUGCGCGUGCUCGACAGCCUGCGCGGGGAAGGAGCUGCCGACAUUCAGCAGCUGCAGCAGUCUAGCCAGCAGCUCCGGCGCGAGCUGGACCAGGCAAAGACGAGCCUGGUCGCCGAGACAGCCGGCAAGGCUGCUGCCGUGGCGCAGCUGGUGCAGGAGAAAGAGUCCGUGGCCAGCUUGCGCAAGUCCUUGGCGGAGCAGCAAAAGCUGGUCGCGCAGAUUGGCGAGCAAAGCGCUGGACUCGCAGGCAAGGUCCAGGAGUUGGAGGGCCAGCUCAAGCACGCGGAGGGCACCAAGCUCGCCGAGCGCGACCACGAGGUCACGCGGCUGAAGUCGCAGUCCGCUGGGCAGGCGCGUGAAAGCGAGGAGCUGCGAAAGCAGCUGAAACAGGCGGUGGAUGAGCAUUACCAGGCGCACGAGAAGGCGAAAGUGUGGCAGCAGCACGUGCAGGACGCGCAGGAUAAGCUUGCGGACCUCACGCUGGAGCUGGAGACGCUGCGGCGCUCGCGGGAGGAUGAGCGCAAGGCAGAAGAGGCCCAGCGGGUAGCUGCCCAGGCGCAGGUGGUCCCUCCGCAAUUGGAGACGCCGGAGGAGCCCGAGGAGGCCCAGGUGCCGAUCGAGCUGUCGGCCGCGGAGGAGCGGCAGAUGCGGGCUCGGCCAGGCGUCAGCCGCUCGGUGAUCGUCCGCCGCUCCGUUGGGCCGGUCCGGAGCGUCUCAGGUGCGCCUUCCCCCGCGAUGGUCGGCUCGCCGGGAGUGCCUCGGCCGGCUGCGUUUAAAUCUAUGGCCAUGCCGAUGUCGCAGACGCAGACGCUGCCUCCAAGAAGCACUGGCAAGGUCACGCUCAUCGGCACCACAACUACCUAUGGCAACUACUCGUUCUUUACCCCUGCCCAGGCCGCGCCCUUCCGCCCCAAUCCCCUGCGCCUGGUUUUCCUCCUGCUGCUGCUGCUGCUGCUGCUGCUGCUGCUGCUGCUGCUGCCGCCGCCGCCGCCUCUGCUGCCGUUGUUUUGCUUGGCUUUGCUAGGUCGGCAACGUCCGGCGCAUCCGCUGACCGAACGGGACGUCUGGAUUUUGGACCUUUGUGAAAUCAGCGAAGUGAUCUACAACCAUCGGCUUUUAAACUCCGACUCCUAG
Molecule: messenger RNA, 1473 nt
Organism: Symbiodinium natans
Lineage: Eukaryota; Dinophyceae; Suessiales; Symbiodiniaceae
Source: the annotation of a GenBank genome assembly